GUCAACUUUCUUAUAACGCAAUUCCUGGCGCUCGCGCUGGCCCCGUUGUUUCGCGGGAGCUUGCACCACGAGCGCGCGAGCGCGGCCCUGCGGCAUGGGGUGGCUCUCGCUCUCGGGCUGUUCUUUGGAUACUUCUGCUUCGGAGCACAAGCUAUACAUUUGGCUGGACUGCCUGCAAUAUGCUAUGUUGUCAUGCGUUUCCAGGAUCCGAAGAUUAUGCAGAAAGCUGUCCUUGCUGUUGCUCUGUUCUACCUAUCCUGCAUCCACCUGCAUCGACAAAUAUAUGAUUAUGGGUCUUAUACUCUUGAUAUCACAGGACCACUCAUGGUGAUCACACAGAAAGUCACCAGUCUUGCAUUCAGUCUGCAUGAUGGACUCACUCAGAAAGAAGAAGAUUUAUCUGGGAUCCGCAAAUAUCACGCCUUAAGGAAAAUGCCUACUGUUUUAGAAUACUUUGCAUACAUGUUUCACUUCCAAGCAUUAAUGGCUGGUCCAAUAAUAUUUUAUAGAGAUUAUAUUGAAUUUAUUCAUGGCCGGAAUUUCUUGACACAUUCAGGCACAAGUAUUAAAGUUGACAAUGCCAAUUACGCUGAAAAGGAGGUUGUUCUUGAACCCUCUCCUCUCUUAGCUGUAAUCAGGAAGGUUGUUGCAAGUCUUGUGUAUGCAAUCUUGCUCACAAAAUUUGUAUCUGUGUUUCCAAUCCGCAUAAUCAAAGAACCUGAAUUUUUGGAGCUUACAGCACCAUCUAAAAUGCUCUUCCUUAUGGUUGCUACAGCCGUGCACCGGUUCAAAUACUACCAUGCAUGGCUUUUAGCAGAUGCAAUUUGCAAUGCAAGUGGUUUGGGUUUUAAUGGAUAUGAGGAGGAUGGAAGUGCUCGGUGGGAUUUACAUUCAAAUAUUGAUGUUUUGGGUUUUGAGUGCGGACUGAACUUGCGAGACUGUAUUGAAAACUGGAACAAGGGAACAAACUGUUGGUUAAGGCUUGUUGUUUAUGAUCGAGUGAAGAAGAAAGCUACAAUGUGGACUUACGCUUUAUCUGCAUUUUGGCAUGGUUUUUAUCCAGGUUAUUACUUGACUUUUGCAAGUGGUGCCCUUUUCACAUUUGCUGCACGCAAGGUUCGUCGUCAUGUACGCCCAUUUUUUACAACCUCAAUGACACUUAAGGCAUUCUAUGACUUACUGACCUUCUGGACCACACGGGUCACCAUGGCAUACAUAACAUUCAGCUUUAUUCUGCUUGAGUUCUGGCCGAGUGUGCGCUGCUACCUGACAAUGUACCUGUACCUGCAUGUAAUGGCUGUGCUUGCCCUUAUUGGGCUACCUCGUUUACUUCCUCAGCCACAGUCCACAAAUAAGUUAAAUGACCAAUUGCUUAAAAUGCCUAAGGCAAAUGGAUUGAAAGCUGAGUAAUACUUUUUUUUGUUAUAAUGAAUUAUUUUAGAUUUUUUUUGUUGUUGUUAGAUGAUGUGUUUUGUAUUAACUUUUGUAUGUCCACAUACAAUGUGCAGAACAUACAUGCAACCUUAAAUUAUGCUUUCAUGUACAGCAGUGUUCCACUAAAACAUGUUAAAAGUCUCUUUCAGAGGCAAUUUUUUCUCUUUAUCUUCAUAAUGCAAACAAAUAACUCAGUUAUGUAUUGAACUGAUUUGUGUCUUGUGAUUAUUCUAUUGUUGCCCCGUUCCCACUGUUCUUGUUAAUUCUUAAGACUGUUGCACAUAAUUAUUAUUACUAAUAAUAUGUAUGACUUAUUAAAUUCUUAGUUAAAACACCGAGUUAAGCUAGCUUAAUUCCAUGGUAUAAAUGUGUAUUCUUUUUUACUUAUCAAUAAAAUAUACAUCUUUAUCAUUA
Molecule: messenger RNA, 1848 nt
Organism: Frankliniella occidentalis (western flower thrips)
Lineage: Eukaryota; Metazoa; Arthropoda; Insecta; Thysanoptera; Thripidae
Gene: oys
Product: lysophospholipid acyltransferase 6
Biological process (GO): lipid modification
Cellular component (GO): membrane
Molecular function (GO): acyltransferase activity
Source: RefSeq, a predicted model, not a curated record